This is a messenger RNA of Strongyloides ratti, 1374 nucleotides long. Its product is annotated as AAA+ ATPase domain and ATPase, AAA-type, core domain and P-loop containing nucleoside triphosphate hydrolase domain-containing protein. Bases 1 to 1374 code for a protein of 457 amino acids. The transcript has 4 exons. The record is from RefSeq and is a predicted model, not a curated record. Lineage: Eukaryota; Metazoa; Nematoda; Chromadorea; Rhabditida; Strongyloididae. Gene Ontology annotation, molecular function: ATP hydrolysis activity; ATP binding.
AUGUCUAUUUCAUUAGAUAAUAUUUAUGAAAUAUAUGAAAAGGGUUGUAAACAUAAUGACCAUGGUAACUUAAAAAUGGCUAGUGUCUUCAUCAAAGAGGCCAUAAAAGCAUGUGAAUCGUUAAUAGACAAUUCUAAAAAUAGUAAAGAUAGAAAUAAUGCUGUACAGGCACUUAAAGUUAUGAAAGAUCAUGAAAAAAGUAUUGAUGAAUUGGAGAGAAAAAUUGAUGAUAUUGGAAAAUUAAUAAGAUGCCAAUCAAGUUUAGAACCAACACCAUCUGACCCAUUACCUCAACAAAAAAAUACAAAAAUAACACCAAUCCAAGGUAAAGGAAUUAAGUCAAGAAUUAAUGCACGUGGAGGUACUAAUUUAUCUUCAUCUACCACAGGAUCAUCACCAUCAAGUAAAAAAAAUACACCAACAGGAGGAAAAGGUACUAAUAAAACACCUGUAUCAAGAGAAACAAAAGCAAAAGCAGCUAGUAAUGUGGCAUCUUCUUAUGAUGCUGUUAAUAAGUUUGAUGAUGGAAAUUCAAAUAGUAAGGAUGAUAAUGAUGAUCAAAAUGAACCAAGUGAAUUUGUAUCACUUCAAUCACCAGAACUUGUUGAAUGUGUCAAAACAAGUAUUAAAGAUGAAAAUCCAAAUGUUCAAUGGGAUGAUAUAGUUGGGUUAGAUCAAUUAAAAACUUCAUUAAGACAUUCAAUUGUUGUUUCGAAAAUAUUACCACAACUUUUUGUUGGUAUUCGAAGACCAACAAGAACAUUUUUAUUAUAUGGUCCACCAGGUACUGGGAAAACAUUAAUCGCAAAGGCUGUUGCUACUGAAUGCCAAUAUAAAUUUUUUUGUGUAACACCAUCAGUUAUAUCUUCUAAAUGGAGAGGUGAUUCUGAAAAAUUAAUAAGAGUUCUUUUUGAUACAGCAAAAUCAUAUUCACCCUCUAUAUUAUUUUUUGAUGAAAUUGAUUCUAUUACAUUAAGAAGAGGUAAAAAUGCUGAACAUGAAGCUACUAGAAGAACUAUAUGUGAAUUUUUAGUACAAUUUGAAGAAAUUUCAAAAAGUGAAGAAACUAAAGUAUAUGUUUUAGCAGCAACAAAUCGUCCCUGGGAUAUUGAUGAAGCUGUUUUAAGAAGAUUUGAGGCUAAAUUUUAUGUUCCUUUACCAGAUGAAGCAUCAAGAUCAGUAAUAGUUAAAAAUGCAAUGAGAGAAAUUCAUUUAUCGGAUGAAUUUUCUUUUGAUAAUGUUGCAAAAAAAUUAGAAGGUUAUUCAGCAUCAGAUAUUGUAAAUAUUUGUAAGACAGCUGCAAUGAUACCAGUAAGUGAAUUUUUAAAAUCAAUCUCAAUAUCAGAUAUGGCAUCACUUCAAGAUGAAGGAUGA